This is a messenger RNA of Manis pentadactyla (Chinese pangolin), 1411 nucleotides long. RefSeq lists its product as uncharacterized. The transcript is spliced from 4 exons. The record is from RefSeq and is a predicted model, not a curated record. Bases 1 to 888 code for a protein of 295 amino acids. Lineage: Eukaryota; Metazoa; Chordata; Mammalia; Pholidota; Manidae.
AUGGCCGGGCACGCAGCUCAAAGGGCCCACUGUUCUCCCAUUCUCGGCGCUGCAGGGCGGCCGCAGCCCCGCACUCUUUAUCAACGGUCGGGGCCGCCCCCGGCGCCUGAUUGGCUUCCAGCGGCCGGGAGCCCGGGCGGAGCAGUCGAUGCGCGCCCGGGCACCGCGGCCAUUGGGCGGCAGCCUUUCGGGGCCGCAGGGCGGGGGCGAGCGCGCCCGGGAAAGAAAGAAAGGGAAAGGGCCGUGGGGGAUGGGAGGGGCCCGCGGGAGGGGCGGUGGCUGCGGGCGGAGGGCCGCGCUCUCGCCCGGAAGGACCCCGCCUGCCCGGCCUGCAGCUCACCCCGCUGGCGACCGCGGAGCCCGCGCCCCUGCGCCCCUACCCCGGCUAACUGCCCCGGCCUCCGCGCCACCGCCUUCAGGGUGGGGAGUUUUGCAGGAGAGGCCUCUCGUUUCCAGAGAGGAUCCUGGGGGGAAUCAGGAGACCUGACUCUGCCUUUGUCACACCUGAGACAAGUCUCUCGGCGACUCUGGGAGCCUGUGUUUCCUCAUCCGCACAUAAAGCGAUUCAAGAGAGGAUUUUCAGAGCUGCUCACCAGAUUUGAAAUAAUAUGUGCAAGCUAUACCCCAGGGGCAGCUGAAAGGAAAGAGAGGGCUUCGCAUGCCCAGUUGGAAGCCCAGGAUAUUACAUUAAUGGAAGCAUGUUCACUGAAGAAGGAAAUUGAUACAGUGAGAGCAGUUGUCACCCCUGUUACUGGCUGGAGAGGAGUAACGAGAGAGCAGUUUUCACUCAAGUCCUUCAAACAGAACAUGAGUUUCCUCAUUACUAUGCCAGAACUUUCCCCCAUGAGACCUGUGGGGUCUGACGGCCACACAUGCAGAAUCCGAUAGACUCCUUGAGGCCAUCUAGUCUACCCCUCGCUAAUGAAUCAUCCCUGCCUGUUGCUGAAAUGUGCUUUGAAGAUGAGCUCUGCUGCAUCAUCAGCCCUUUGCUGGGAUCACACUCUGCCCUUGGUUUGCCCCCCGUGCUCUCAGUGGGGGCAAUUUUGCUCCCAAGAUGGUGAAAAUUGGUGACUUUAGGUAUUAUAAGCAUACCUCAAAGAUUUUGUGGGUUCAGUUGCAGACCACAACUAAGCAUAUAUUGCAAUAAAACAAGCCAAAUGAAUUUUUUGGUUUCCAGUGCAUAUAAAAGUUAUACUGACACUACACUGCAGCCUAUUAAGUGUACAGUAGCAUUAUGUCCUAAAAAACACUUACAUACCUUAAUUAAAAAUACUUUAUUACAAUACAGCAUAGAGAAUAUAGUCAAUAACAUUGUAAUAACUUUGUAUGGUGACAGAUGGUAACCGUACUUGUGAGCAUUUUGUAAUGUAUGUGAUUAUUGCACCACUAUGUCAUAUACCUGAAGCUAAUA